UAAACGGUAAAUUGGAUUUGUUAUCAUUUCUCGUGUUACUCGAUUAAGUCAGCGGUGUGACUUAUCUUUAAAUAUGUUCGUUGGCCGCAUGUGUUGUAAGGCCACCCCAGUGUUUAUGUUUUUGGUCACUGGUUGUAUUAAUAAAGUUUCAUUUCUAAAAUGAGUUCAAGCAAAUUAUGUCAAUAUUGUUUUACGCCAUAGCUAUAUGUUUUGUUGUUAAUGUAAUCUUAUACUUUCAUUCUGGCAUUAGUGUUAUUUUAACUCUUUUAAUCGUUAUUUUGUUGAUAAUACUCUGCCAAGUUGUUAGAGUUCCUUUGAUUUUAAGUGUUAAAAGUUCGAGUGAUAUUUCAAAAAGUAAUUAUAGACAACUACGAGUAGAUAUGUCGAAUUCCGAAAGAAAUUUGAAUACUCCUGAAAGAAAUAAAUCUACAUUAGGUAUUGGACUGUUUAGUAAUUAUGAUUCAAGAUUAGGUCGUUCUAGACCGAGUUUAAAGACUAAUACGUCUCUAUCAGAAAACCACUCUGUUAGAUCUCCUAAUAGAACAAAUUCUAAAGUUACCAAACUUCAAAGUGAUGAAAAUUAUGUUUCUAAACAAACAGUUUCUUCAGUUGAAAAUGAUAUGCCCUCUCCUAUAAGGUCAGGUACAUCUCCAUUUCGUUCAACACCUCUUAGUUAUUCUAAAAGAUUUAAUAUAAAUCCUCAAUCCAGUAUUCAUAAUUCUCCUCGUAGCCUUAAUCAAUCAAGAUUAUUAUUAUUGGAAAACAAUUCUCCAUCACAGACACAGCAUACACCAGAUUCAUCGAUAAGGAGCUUAAAUUGUGAAGAAAUGAGUCCUUCUUCUUUCUCUAGCCGGAUGAUAACUGUUGCUAACCAAAUGGACAGUGAUCAAUUCCCUUGGAUAGCAUACAAUGGAUCAAUACCGAUGAUACUUUCUGAUUCCCAUAGGGCAUCUUCACCUGUUACAAAAGUCAGUUCACCUUCCACAAAUGCUAAUUCAUCAUUUAGGAGUAGAGUUCGAAUUAGAUUGAGUAAACCAAAUAAAAGUGAUACUUCUGCUUCAAACUCAAACAUAGAAAACUCAUCAAUGCUUGAUGAAUCUUCAACUACAAAAUCAGUUAUUCAAGUUCUUAAAGAAAUUGCUCGAAAAAGAUGCUUAGCCGCUGAAGAAGAAGAAGACGAUGGGCAACCACAAGCUAAGCGUCGUACUGAACAUAACUUGUAUCUGUCUCGUUUGGAAGGGGAAGAAGAGGAACAAGUUCCAUUAACAAAAUUAAGGUUGAACGGAGAAGAUGAACGAAUGAAGAGAACUCGAGAACCGGAUUGGGAUACUUCCAGUGUUUCAAAUCCUAAACGGCCUCGUAAAAGUUACAACUUUGUUAACAAUGAAAUCAUUUCAUCUCUUAGUUCAAGCAUUGGGCUUCAGACUUUUAAACAUUCUCAGAGAAAAAAAUCAACUAGGAAGAGUAUAGCAAUCCAAGUUCAGACUCUUGUUGCUGAAGAUAAUGUCACAGAAAAAAAAGAGAAAACAGAAAAACCUAGCGAACUCUCCAAACCACCUCCUAAGACAAGAGAUGCUGGAGUAGAAACUGAUCCUCUUCCUGAGCCAAGACCUAGAUCUCCAGUCAAAGAGAAAGUUGUUUCUGAUGUAAAGGGUAUUUUAAAAUCAGCAUUGAAGAAAUUUGAUAUUCAACCUUCAACAUCAGUUACUAAUGGAUCUGACAGUAUGGUUACGUCACCGAUUAAUAGUGUACCUCCAGCUUUACCUGAUCCACCAUCCAAAGUUUCAUCUUCAUCUAAUUUACUUACACCAUUUUCUUCUGCAAACCAGUCAGCUGCUGCAACUCCAAUAAACUCAGAAACAACAACUAAGAGUUCAUUUGGUUUAAAAACCUCUAAAAGUGCAUUAGAAUCUGUUUCUACUUUACCUAAUGCCUUUACCCAACCUGCAUCUGCUCCUCAAAUAACUUUUGGCAUACCAUCCACAUCAACAGAAAAAACAUCAGAAGCAGUGACAACCAAUGAAAAGAAGCAAGAAUCAUCACCCAAAGCUAAUGAUGAUAAAUUAGGAUUAAAAUCAGGGAACAAGGAUGUUUCUGGAAUGAAAUCAUCUUUCAAAUUUGGUGUUGGAUCGUCUGAUUCUAAUAUUGAGCCAUCAGUUUCGCAGCCUCAGGUGACUAGCUCUAGCCUGUUUAAUUUUAAGGCACCAGAUACUUCAGCUCCUAUUCAAGCAUCUAUACCUGCCCCAAGUUCAUCUGUUUUUACUUUUGGGACUCCCAAAACAUCAGAUACAUCUAAAGAUAAAAACAAAGAGGAACGAAAUUCUGUUUUUGGAAGUACACUAAGUACUCCUGUAACUUCAUCAAUCACACCAGCAACGUCAGCAGUACAACCUCCAAAUCCAUCUUUAUCUGCAGUAACUAGUACUUCAUCAGGACAAAAAGCUGAAUCAAACUCUUCUGUUUUUACUUUUCAAAAUAAUCCAUCUGAACCAGUUAAAUCCUCUAUAGAAGAUAAAAAAGAAACAGUGGCAUCCAAUAUCUUCAAUUUUGGUAAACCAGAAAAUAAGAUUACUCCUUCAAACAGCAAGCCUGAAGCUAAACAAUUUCAGUUUGGAAGUGGAGGGUUCUCUUUUGGUCAAGCAAGUAGUAAAGGAUUAAGUGGUAAUACUUCUAAUACUGCAGCUCCUCAGCCUGUUUCUACUACACCAUUAGCAACAACAAGUAAUACGGCAAUGCAACCGGUAUUUAGUUUUUCCUCUAGUUCUGCUAAAAAAGAUUCCAGUGCUGGCGGUUUCACUUUUAAUGCACCUGUAACAACUAGUAAUGAUCAAAAGAGUUUAUUCAAUUUCAAUACUUCCUCUAGUUUUGGUUCAACUUCUAAUUCUACUAAGUCUACAUUCCCAGCUUCUUUAUUUGGAAAUAAUUCAGAAAAUACUAAUACUUCAGUAUCCAGUACUGCCAAAGCUGGUAUUGUUCAAACUAGUAAUACAAGUGCUGUAACUACAACCUUUGGUAAUGCAACACGUAAAGCAGCUCCUACCUUUGGUUUAAGCACAACAACUUCCACUGCCCCAACAUUUGGAACCACUGCAACUUCCACUGCCCCAACAUUUGGAACCACUGCAACUUCCACUGCUCCAACAUUUGGAAGCUCAGGGACUUCCACUGCUCUAACAUUUGGAAGUACAUCGGCUACAACUGCUCCAACAUUUGGAAACACUACAGCUCCAACAUUUGGAAGCACAGCGGCUUCAGCAGCUCCUCCAACAUUUGGAAGCACAGUGACUUCAACGGCUCCUCCAACAUUUGGAAGCACUGCGGCUUCAACGGCUCCUCCAACAUUUGGAAGCACUGCAGCUUCAACAGCUCCAACAUUUGGAAGCACAGUGGCUUCAACAGCUCCAACUUUUGGAAGCACAGUGGCUUCAACAGCUCCAACAUUUGGAAGCACAGUAACCUCCACAGUUCCAACAUUUGGAAGCACAGAAGCUCCUAAAUCUGUAUUCGGCAAUGUGCCAAAUCAACCCUCAUUUGGAAAUCCAACCUCUAAUGCCCCAGUUUUUGGUAGUAACAUCACAACAAAUGAGACUAAUAAACCAUCACUUUUUGGAAAUAGUAGCACAAUCACUAGUACUCCAGCGUUUGGGACCUCGACUGGUAGUAGUACUGUUCCAACUUUUGGCAGUGUUGCUGCAGGCAAUAAUAAUAAUCCUCCUGCAUUUGGAAGUUCAAGCGGAACUUCUCAGCCUACAUUUGGAGGCUCAACUACUGGAGUGUCUAAUAACCCAACUUUUGGAAGUACUGGUACUAAUGCAAACAUGUCUACAUUUGGAAGCGGGGCUGGUUCUGCAUUUGGUAAUACUACAGUUGGUAAUACUUUUAGUAGUGCGACUACUGCCACCGGUACCAAUCCAUCACCUUUUGGUGCUUCCUCAGCUGGCCCUAGUGCUCCAAGUUUUAGUGGAACAAACAAUGUCCCAUCUUUUGGAGGUACACCAGCUUUUGGCAGUAGUUCUUCAGUACCAGCAUUUGGCUCUUCAUCUACUUCAACAUUUGGAAAUAGUGCAGCAGCAACUCCAGCUUUUGGAAAUCAGGCCCAGCCUAGUUUUGGUAGCCAGUCAGGAACAACAUUUGGCAAUUCUUCUACCUUUGGGCAGACAUCAAGUACUCCAGCUUUUGGUACCCAGAAUACCUUCAGCACCCAAAACACCACUACUCCAGCUUUUGGAUCCACUCCAGCUUUUGGCAGCAGUUCGACCAAUACUUUUGGAAGCACAUCAGUGCCAGGGUCUACACCUGCUUUUGGUGCAGCUCCAACACCAGCACCAGCUUUUGGAGCUUCUACAACUUUUGGAAACCAGGAAGCUAGCAAACCUUUCACCUUUAAUGCACCAGCCUCACAGCCAGCUCAGGCGGGAACCUUCAACUUCACUGCUCCACAACCGCCACAGCAAAGUUCAGGUGGUUUAUUUCAGUUUGGAGCUGGUUCUAGUGGUGCACCAACAAAUCAACCUUUCCAAUUUAAUGCAGCCCAAUCAAGUACUCCAGGUUUUACUGCAGGUUUUUCUCCUGGUGUUGGUGGAACUGGCCAACAAAUGUUCAGUAUCGGAAGUGGAAGUACAGCUCCGAGGCGCAUGACUGGAAGGCGAAAAAAAUAGUUGUGCAAAGUUAAACACUUUUUAAAGUGAUAUUUGAGUUCGAGUUACUCAUAAAUUUUUUAUAAGAAAUUUCGAAGGACAUUUUGUAUGUAAUAUAACUUUCCUACAUAGACUGAUGGAAAUUAAAAAGAGUUAUAUAUAUGAUAUAUAUUUAUGUAUGAUUGUAAGUAAAAGCUAUCCAAUUUUAUGAUAAAUGUAUAUUUGUUAUAAAAAAUUAUUGAAUAAUUGUUAUAUUUUUUCUUCUUUUUUUUUAAUAAAAGACUUAUUACUGUUGACUGUAAAAUAAAAUAAAAUGCUUAGUGAUUUAUUUAUUUUUCAAAUAGUAGCUCAUUUCUUAAGUAUAACGUAAUUUUAUAAAAAAUUUGUAUUUGAGUGAAAUUUUUGUGUUUUAUUUUAAAAUCAUUAUUAUUUUUGCCAUUAGUACUUGAAAUAUGGCUAAUUAUAUUCUAUAGCAGAAGUUGUUAAUCUAUGGACUCCCUGGGAACCCGCUAGGGUUGCUAUUUUACUAUAGCUUGACCGCUAUUAGUUAAGAGCCCAAGGGUGAACGCGUGCAACACAAAGAAAGUAGAAAAUUAUAUACUUUUUUCUUAAGUUUUUGAUAUUACUUACAAAAUAUUUAAAAAUGUAUACAUAAAUCUUUCAAUUUCUGUAAAUAUUUUGUAAGUAGUAACUGUGUUAGAGAUAAACAAAAUGCAAGUUUAAACUUAGGUGCUGCAAGAGUUCACCCUCAGGCUGCCAAUUAAUUGUGAUCGAACUAUAGUUAAUAACAUAACAGUGUUAAAUACCUAGCAUUGGGAUGGGUUAUACAAAUAAAAAUGUUCAUUUAUUAGUGUAAGAACCUCUCCUCCACAGUGAACCAUCUUAUAGCUAUGUGUUAACUAUUUAUCAAUAAAAUCCUGUAAUGUAUUUAAAUUAGAAAAAGGAGUUAAAAAAAUCUUGAUGAGCUAACUUCCUACCUUCAAGUCUUAGGAUUAUUUAUUUUAUGAAAUUUGAUGUAUAAUAAUAAAAAGGCUUAGCAAACUUAAAGGUUCUAUGCCAAUACCACUAACAGUCACUUAAUGACCCACUAAUUAUGAAUAGUUUCCGACUGCUCCAACACUCACUAGACAAACGCUCUAAACUUUCAAUUAAUUACAAAAGACUCAUCUACUUAACCAUAAUACGACCUAUAUGGACAUAUGGAGUUGAGCUUUGGGGCUCUACCAAACCAUCGAAUUCCUAUCAUAUCCAAUCCAAAAUCCUUAAUGCUCAAUAUUUUGUCACAAAUAAAACCAUUCAUAAAGACCUUAAUGCCCCAUGUGCCGCUGAUUUAGCCUGAUACCUAUCCUUUCAUGAUAAACUCCAGUCCCAUCCGAAUCCACUUGUUUCCAG
This is a messenger RNA of Nezara viridula (southern green stink bug), 6029 nucleotides long. The record is from the annotation of a GenBank genome assembly. NCBI's taxonomy places the organism in Eukaryota, Metazoa, Arthropoda, Insecta, Hemiptera, Pentatomidae.